AUGCAAGGGAGCAAUGCAUCGCCGCUCAAAUUUCUCGAACCACUACCCAACCGUUUCUCUACCAUCCCAACCGGAAUCUCUCGUCGCAAAAUCACAUCUUUUGAAAGCGAAACUAUCAUCCAUGGUCUUGCGAAUGCAGAGAACGAUCUCAAAGCGUAUAAUCUGGAAAUCAAUAGGCUAAAGGCAAAUAUAAUGGUGCUAGAGUCGAGAAGAGAUGGCCUGACGAAGAGCGUGGCUAAAUAUCGGUCACUGUUGUCACCCAUCCACCGAGUACCAGAGGAGAUUUUGGCACAUAUUUUCUCGUUCUGCUGCGAUGAGAACAUCCUCGACUCUGGAUGUCCACCCUUCGUUCUAACCGCAUCCACUGUGUGCGGUCGUUGGCGAGACGUUGUUUUGGAAACCCCUUCUCUUUGGUCGUCGAUCUCUAUUCGUCUUGAAUCAUUUAUGUCACGGGAGGAGGAAGGUUACACUUGGAAUAGCCACCAAUUCACUCGUUUAGUCAAGAUUUUCAUGGAACGCUCGAAAACAGCACCAUUGGAUUUGGAAUUUCACCAGUAUGGCGAGGCAUUGUUUGAGCUCCUUGAAGCUGGCCUAACCUGCCUUAUUGACCAUUCUAAUCGCUGGCGCAGUCUGAAAAUGUGCGGUCCCGGUCAUCCCCUUAUCACUCUGCCUUCCGCCUUUCGACGGCUUCGAGGUCAUCUUCCGAAUCUACAGCAUUUUCUGUUGGAUUGUUCAUGGUGGAACCGCGAUACGGUCUCCAUCGCUUCCGACCUGGACCUUUUGAGCGAAUGUCCCUUGUUGACUUCGAUCGAGCUUGCAGUUCAAGCUGAAGAAUUGCAGCUCAACCCCCGCUUCCCAUGGCCCCAGCUCCAAUUUCUAAAACUUGAAGGCUGUAGUCUCUCACAAGUAGGACAGACGCUGGCCUCCUGCAACAACCUCCAGCAGCUAGAGUUGCUGGGCCUUUUUCCGACAACCCAGUUAUCGGUGGCUAGCCCCAUUACCACUCUUGACCAACUACGAUACUUAUCUGUUGAACGUUUGCAAGAGGAUGAAUUUUUCCACUUGUUCCAGUCGUUUAACCUCCCGUCCUUGUCAUACCUCAAGAUUCAUGGUGGUCGUCCGAGUGGCCCCGUAUUGGAUCUGUCUUCCCUGAAAAGUUUCCUUGUUCGUUCAUCUUGUUCUAUCACAUCACUUACCUUGGAACUCCUGCCUUUCUCUGAUGUGGAUACACUCCAUCUUCUCAGACUCGUACCCAAUCUCACCACUUUCUCCGUCGAAGAGCAAUGCACAGAGGACUCGGAAGGUAGACCCAAGAACAAGAUCGUCACGACCACAUUUCUGGAACAGCUCGUAACGGAUACAGGCGGCGAAUCUACUCGUUUUCUUCCCCAGCUGGAAGACCUUACUCUCUCAAUCUGGCCACUCGAAAUUUCCGGCCGACAGGCACUUCAACACAUGCUCGCGUCGAGAUCCACUGGACGACUGCGAAAAUUCACUCUCACAGUUACGGAGGUCGAUACAUCAUCGAAAGUAUCGGACUAUGAGUCACUGCGAUGUUUUAGAGAUGUGGAAAUCCAAAUUCAACUUUUGCUGCCAUGA
Molecule: messenger RNA, 1599 nt
Organism: Marasmius oreades (fairy-ring Marasmius)
Lineage: Eukaryota; Fungi; Basidiomycota; Agaricomycetes; Agaricales; Marasmiaceae
Exons: 1
Coding region: 1-1599 (532 amino acids)
Molecular function (GO): protein binding
Source: RefSeq, a predicted model, not a curated record